AUGGGGGACACUGCUUGCCCCAAUUCUUGUGCUGAUGACCUCAAGAAACAUGUAAUGGAGGUUUUUGAGGAGGCCACCAAAGACUCUGAGGACUUUGUUUUGCCACUAAAAUUUUCCAUGAUUCGCAACUAUGAUGACCUUAACGAAUAUGCUAUUCAAAUAUUCAAUUCUAUGGCAAACGACGACCUCCUCGACGAAGCCAAAGAGCUCUUUAAGCCUCUCUCUGACCAGGGCGUACUGCCAGACGUGGCUGCCCUCACCAUUGUCAUCGGGGAAUACGCCUUUGCUGGCGAGAUCAAGGCUGCUCUCAAGGUCUACCAGCGCAUGUUAGCCACCGGUGUCUCCCCCACCUCCCACACUUACACUCUACUCAUCAUGGCCCUUGUAACAGACUCUUCUGAUGUCAAUUAUGUUGGCCUUGCCAAGAAGUAUUUUAUGGAAAUGUUGGGUAAGGGAUUGAAGCCCCAUGAUGUGUCCUAUAUCUCUGUCUUUGAUGCCAUUGCCUGCCGGGAGUCGGUGGAGAAUGCCAGGGAGUUCCUUGAGCAGAUAAAAGCAAAGGGGUUCAGCCUUAAGUCCAAUGUUUUCUACUUUGACGAAGCCCACCUCACAGAGGCAAUGAAGAUAACGAAGUUGCUCCAUGAUCUCCCCAACAACACGACUGACAAGGAUAUACAAAAGCUCUUCCGCAAGUGGUGCACCAGUGGACAUGGCUUCCAGAAAGAGUCAAUGAAGAUGUACAAAACUCUGGUGAAGGAUGGUAAUGCAGACGAGGCCAUGGAGGUUCUUAUGUUGUUCAUUAAGGGCAUAAAACCAGCUAUCCUAAUCCAUACCUGCAUUAUUGAGACCUACGUCAAUGCUGGCAAGAUCAAGGGUGCUCUUGAGGCUUACAAGGACAUGGUAGCUGCUGGGGUUGCCCCAAACUCCUACACUUACACAGUUUUAAUCAAGGGACUCAUUGCUGACCCCAACUUCUUUGGAGAUGACAAGAAGUUUUUGCUUGAGAUGAUGGAUAAAGGGAAGUGGCCCAAUGCUUCUACCUACACUGUGGUGAUGGAGGGCUUUGCAAAGCAGGAGGACAAGGCAGCUGAGGAGGAGGGAAAAGAGUUGGUGGAGGUGAUGAUGGGUAAGGGGUUUGUGCUAAACGCAAAGGCUAUGAUGGAGGUUUUAAAGGGAAGACCAACAGCUGUGAUAAGAAGGGUCAUGAACAUUGUCCUUUCUAAGUUGAAGGGCUGA
Messenger RNA from Rosa chinensis, 1233 nucleotides. RefSeq names its product pentatricopeptide repeat-containing protein At2g32630. The transcript has a single exon. The record is from RefSeq and is a predicted model, not a curated record. NCBI's taxonomy places the organism in Eukaryota, Viridiplantae, Streptophyta, Magnoliopsida, Rosales, Rosaceae. Gene Ontology annotation, molecular function: protein binding. Bases 1 to 1233 code for a protein of 410 amino acids.